AUGGAUCCAAAUCACCCUCCAAACACUAGCCAUGUAAAGAAACAGGAAGACCAAGACGGUCCCAACGAUACCAGUAAAGCUGCGGAGAAACGAGAUCCCAAGCCAGUAGUAAAGACUUUGAAUAGAAAUGCCUGCAGAAAGCAGAAGAUGCGAUGUGAAGGGGCGGACAGCCCCCCUUGUAGGCGUUGUCGCCAUGCUGGACUCGAAUGUUUAUUUGAAAAACCCUCUAGAGAAGCCACGCUCACGGGAGAAGCUGGUCUGGAACGUAUUCGGAGUCUCGAAGCACAUGUCGCGGAUAUACGGGUUUCGCAAUCCACUAUACAGAAUACUCUCCUGGAGAUCGUCUCUCACUUAAGAAAUGGCAUACCUUUUCAUGCCCGAUCUCCUUCGACAUUUUCACAACCGACUUACCACGGUCAGUCUCCUACAAUACAAUCAAUAGGAUCACCACCUCUGUCUGCGGGUCAUAACGGACCAAGUGGCCCCCAUAUGACAGACCCAAUGUUACAUAAUAUGCAAUCUCAGCAAUCUGGUCCGCCACCUCAGAAUGUAUACUCAUCCCCCAUGAUUAACCAGCCUGCCCGACAACCAAGAGGGUCGAUAUCUCUCCCAUCGCCGGUACAGCCGCAUACUGCCAGUGAAUUCCAUCCUCCUCAAUUACCGCCAUCAUAUGUAAACUCGACCUCUCCCGGUCAACAAUAUGGGUUUUCCGGAAGUGCUUCUGGUCCUGUGCUUCCACCAUUCUCUACCAUACAGGCUAUGGGCAGUGGAAACCAACAACAAGGAAAUAUGGCUCAACGAUACAACACAGUUGAUGCAGUUCAACAACAUCAGCGACAGGUUCUAAGGACUUUUAGCGUCCCGAUACCUUCAAGCUCUAAACGUACGGCGCCUCCAUCUAACGUCACCAGUGCAGAUUCUACGGACAUAGAAGAAGACGACAAUGGUGAAUUACCGGCAUCCGGUCUGGUGGCACCAUGGGAAGUUUUAAGAGGCCUAGCAGAUGUUGCUAUUGAGCGGGCCGCCAAGGAGAAUGGUGAAGCGAGUAGUGAACCACAAAGCAGGGCCAGAACCCCCUCGCCAGAAAGACAGUCUAGACCUGCGAAAAGGAGAAAGAUUCGCCACAGGGGUCCCCGAGGAUUGACUUUCCCUGACGUUGUCACCAAGAAUAUUAUACCAGAUGCUGAAGCUCGCGAGUUAUUCAGAAUAUUUUAUCACGGGUGUUCUACAUUCCUCCCCGUAUUUGAUCUUAAUGUGGAUACAUAUGACGCUCUUCACGAACGUUCCCCUUUUGCUGUUGACGCAAUCUGUAUGGUUGCUUCCCGAGUUCGAGAUGGAGGAGGCAAGGCAAGCGAGACUUACACCAGAUGUUUGGAAGCGGUGCAAGCUAUAUCAUGCGCCACUCUAUUUUCACCUGUUACUCGAGCAGAAGCUGUACAAGCUAUGAUUCUUGUCUCGGGCUGGUCUGAUAAUGGAUGGUUGAGUGGGGGCCAUGCUGUUCGGAUGGCAAUGGAACUUUCCAUGCAUAAGGCAUGGCCCAAGUUGCUUAGACGUAUGCAGAACAAGAAAUUGUCUGAUGGCUCCGAAGAUCAAGAGUUGGUGAUCGCUUCGCGCACCUGGUUUUGUUUAUACUUAUUUGAACAUCAAUUGUCAUACGGCACGGGCCGUCCUGCUAUAUUGAAAGAUGACGAAAGUAUUUGGCAGUGUCGUCUCCUCCUUCAACAUCCACUUGCUAUCGAAGAUGAUAUGCGUCUCGUAUCCACCGUCGAGCUAAUGGCUAUUCGUGAAAGAGUCCACAACAAACUAUCUCCUUUCGAUAAGCCUGUCAGCGACACUACCUUCCAAAUCCUCCAACAGGCGGAUUCCGAGUUUCAAAACUGGUAUAAAACUUGGGAUCAUGCAUUUUCUCAGAAGUACGAAGACGCAGCAUUUUAUCGCCAGAGUUUGCAGAUCCAACAUCUUCAUGCUGAGCUAUUCCAUAACGCUACCGCAUUAAGAGGAAUAAACGGCCCCGAGGACGUUCAGAGGAUGCCUGCGGCGCAGAAGGAUCUUGCUAUAAGAUCAAUAAAGAUAGCCCGUCAGGGCAUGGACAUUACUGUCAAUUCCCCUUCAUACAGUGAGGGAAUGAAAUAUGCCGUACACUACACUCACGCGACCGCCACCUUUGCUGCAUCCUUUUUACUGAGACUGUCCCGUCUGUUUCCUAAUGAUUGCGAUGUGCAGGAAAUCAGGGCGCAUGUUGAACACCUCGCAGGUUUGAUGGCUCAGAUCCCUGGAAAACGAUACGCGAUAACGUUGCAGCUCAUGCUAAAGAGGGCUAAGAAGAGGAAGACUACUUCACAUUCUCGCUCCCCUAAGCUCAAUAGAGAUCAUCGGCCUAUGUCAAUGAUGAUAAAUUCUCAACCAAACAUGCAGAUUCCUCAUCCGAAUAAUCCCGAUACUUUCUCCCCAACUUAUGAUCCCUCAUUUUCGAGCCCUGAGAACUCUAUGCCCGGAGUCUCACUGGGGAUGAUGGCCCCGCAAACGCAUGGUGCAGACAUUGACAAUAUCUGGAGAGGUUUUGAAAUGACCUCGAAUGAGCAAUUACCGGUCUGGUUGUCAGACCAGAGUCUGGGUGGCAACUCUUUCUCCCAGCAAGGCAUGGAUGCAUUCUUACUGCCCAACGAUUAUCUGCCCCCCGCACCUCAAAUCUGGUGAAAUAUCUGCCGCCUCAACUUCCACCUACUCGGUCAGCUAUAGCGACAAAUUUUCUUUUCUUUUCUUUUCUUGUAUAUGUGUGGAAUAUAGUCCUAUAUCAAUAUGCCUCUUUGUUACUGCGUAUCGUUAGUCUGCAAGCAGAUUGCUGUGUCCAGUGUCCCUGAGAUGUUACUGCGUAUCUCUAUGUAUUAUUGUCUGCAAAUGCGAAUGUUGUUAGAGCACAUUAGUACUCAAUUCUUCAUGUGCAAGAUUCUGGCUUACGAGU
This is a messenger RNA of Serpula lacrymans var. lacrymans S7.9, 2962 nucleotides long. RefSeq lists its product as uncharacterized. Gene Ontology annotation, cellular component: nucleus. Gene Ontology annotation, molecular function: DNA-binding transcription factor activity, RNA polymerase II-specific; zinc ion binding; transcription cis-regulatory region binding. Bases 1 to 2697 code for a protein of 898 amino acids. The record is from RefSeq and is a predicted model, not a curated record. NCBI's taxonomy places the organism in Eukaryota, Fungi, Basidiomycota, Agaricomycetes, Boletales, Serpulaceae. Gene Ontology annotation, biological process: regulation of DNA-templated transcription; DNA-templated transcription. The transcript has 14 exons.